Molecule: messenger RNA, 1070 nt
Organism: Gastrolobium bilobum
Lineage: Eukaryota; Viridiplantae; Streptophyta; Magnoliopsida; Fabales; Fabaceae
Product: protein TIC 22-like, chloroplastic
Exons: 7
Coding region: 113-913 (266 amino acids)
Biological process (GO): protein transport
Cellular component (GO): chloroplast
Source: RefSeq, a predicted model, not a curated record
UUCUUCUUAAAGUUUUCAAUACAGAAGAACCUUGCAAACCAGGCGUUGAAGAUUCCCUACUUCUCACCUGGGUUUUUAUCGACUCCAUCACGAGCCACAGCUACACACAAAGAUGAACUUGGAGAAUUUCCAGAAAGCUUUUCAGGACCUUCAACGUAGUUGCUCUACCUUGCUCCACAACCUCACCCAACAACCCUUCAAAGCCCCCCACCAUGGGCUCGGAUUCCCCACCUUCAAAAUCAACCGCGACGGCACAAGCCCACCGUGGGCUCGAAUUUCCCAAAACGGAAAGCCCAGGCCCAUGUCGGUCGAGGCAAUCGAGGAGCGUUUGGAGGGCGUGCCUGUGUACGCCCUGAGCAAUGCCGCUGAAGAGUUCUUGUUGGUUUCGGGUGCUUCCACAGGGAAAAAUCUUGGCCUCUUUUGCUUCAAUAAGGACGAUGCUGAGACCCUUCUUAACCAGGUUACCGCUAUUGACCCUCACAUGCGUCAAGGUUCCAAAGUUGUCCCUGUUGCUUUGAACAAGGUAUUUCAGCUGAAGGUGAAUGGGGUUGCUUUUAGAUUAAUACCUGAGUUCUCUCAAGUAAAGAAUGCACUGCGUGAGAGGGAAAAAUCUGGCUUACCUUCCGAUGACUUUUCUGGUGUUCCAGUUUUCCAGUCCAGAAGUUUGAUAUUGAAGAGCCAAGAUAAGAGAUAUCGUCCACUUUUCUUCAGAAAGGAGGACUUAGAAAAUUCACUUCAAAGGGCAUCCAGUCAGCAGAAGAAAUUAAAUCCUGCUCUGAAACAAGGGGAUAUCCAGGUUGCCACUCUAGAGGAUGUAAUUAAGGAAAUGAAGGGAAAUUCUAGAUCGAACUGGGAUGAUGUUAUUUUUAUACCUCCUGGAUUUGAUGUUUCAACUGACCCCAACCAGCAAUAGGGCAGGAUGAUCUGUAAUUGAAAUUGAUCAUUAAUGUCAUCUUUCAUACUUCUGGUGUUGGAAAUAAUUAUUUAGGUUUUGUGCAUAUGACAAGCUUCUGGCUGCAGACUCUUAAAUACCGUCUGCAAUAUGAAAUGUUAUGACAUUGGAGUUUUCA